AUGACAAAAUAUGCUUCUGGUUCAGGUGAAGUGAAGGACAUGGCCUUGCACCCUGCCUACACUGUCACAAACAUCCAGACAAAGAUCCGAACAUUGGAUGGCUCUAAAGUCACAUACUCGUCCUGGAAAAAGUUGUUUCCUCUUUACGCCAAGGCUUACAAGGUUCUCGAUCACAUUAAUGACACUCCUGAACCAGUUGACACCAAUCCCGGGUACCUCCAAUGGGCUGAAAUCGAUGCACUUGUCCUUCAAUGGAUAUACAACACCUUGUCUGAUGAAUUAAUGGUCUGCAUCUUAGAGACUGAUACCACUGCCCAAGCCGCUUGGAAUAAACUCAAAUCAACUUUUCUCAACAACAAAGGGUCAUGUGCAGCAGCCCUUGAACAGGAAUUCACAAGUCUUACCUUGGGAGCAUGUUUAUCAAUGGAAUCUUAUUGCCAAAACUUAAAGAUCUUGUUGAUCAUCUUAGAGAUGUUGAGAACCCAGUCACUCAGUCUAGACUGGUCUUACAAAUGA
Lactuca sativa (garden lettuce) is the source of this 516-nucleotide messenger RNA. RefSeq lists its product as uncharacterized. The record is from RefSeq and is a predicted model, not a curated record. NCBI's taxonomy places the organism in Eukaryota, Viridiplantae, Streptophyta, Magnoliopsida, Asterales, Asteraceae.